This is a messenger RNA of Effrenium voratum, 4657 nucleotides long. The record is from the annotation of a GenBank genome assembly. NCBI's taxonomy places the organism in Eukaryota, Dinophyceae, Suessiales, Symbiodiniaceae.
AUGCUGUGGCUGGCGUUGCUCCUUCUUUGGCCGUACCCGGCUGCCGGCGAUGACUUCCUCGCCUGCAGGGCGGGCUCCUGGGAGCGACUCCGGCGCAGAGUUUCUCUUCGGAAGGCGACCCACGCGGAGGCGGAGGCGGAGGCGAAGAAGGCUCCCCGAGGCGACUGCCUCCUGGGCCACUUCGCCCUCAGCCUCCUCUCGGAAACGGCGGCCUCCGUCGCAGAGGCGGUGGCUGGGCUUUUGUCGGGCCACUUCUGGUCUGAGCUGCUGCUGUCGCGCUGGAGCCUGGUCGUUUUGCGGCUGGCCUCCGAGAAGCUGACUCGUCGAGGCGGCCUCGGCGUUCGCUCCGCGAAGCUGAGCGUGCGGCUCCGCGCCCGUGCGAGGCAGCUGGUGGCAACAGCAGAGCCCCAAAAAGGGCUCCUGGCCUUUGUGAGGGGCGUAGACCAGGACCAGCGCGCCUACCUGGCGAGUCCCCGCCGGGAGAAGCAACUGCGCGGUGUCCUGCAAAGUCUCCGGGGUGCCGCGCUGCUGCUGGCCAAAGGAGGCAGACAGUCCACCCAAAGCGCUUGGUGGAUGCCCACGGCCGGUUGGAGCCAGGCCUGGAUUGUCCUGGCGUGCUUCGAUGAGUCGCUGAUGCUCUUUUCCUGCGCCCCCAUCAUCAAGGAGGCGACGCGGUCUCCACUGCUGAGCAGGCAGCGGUUCUUCCUGUCCGUAAGGCCGGAAGGCUUCACCGCAUUCCAGCACGGGUGCGGGCGGACGAGCUUCCCGUUUGUGACGCUCACUGUGAAGAAGGGCCACGUCGACCGCUGGGUGGACUGGACACUCGGCCACUACCAGGACGUCAUGGCUGCAGCGGUGAGUGCUGCUGCGCCGCCCGAGCUGGUGGUUUUCGUGGAUGUGCAGUCGGAGGAGGACCCCUUGUCGCAGCUCUGGGACCUGGAGCGGUGGUUGCUCCACAGCAGAGGCCCUCAUCCCUGGGACCUUGCCUGGGUCCUGGACGACGGCGUGGCAGGCGCGGCGCUGCUGGCCUGUGAGGAGGAUCGUGCCGCGCGGCUGCCGAGCGUCGUGCCCAAGGCUGGGAUGAUUCUGAUGAAGCCGCAACAAGCGUCUCUUGACUUGCUGAGAGACCUGCGCUUCCUGGACAAGAUUCAUCACUUUGCAGGUGCCUCCCCCGUGGCCUCCAUUUGGGGCACCGUGCUGGUGCAGCAAUCCCGGCAUGGGAUGGGUGACUGGUUCAAGACGCAUGCGAAGGACUCGGCCUGGCCGUGGUGGCGCCGCGUGAUCCUGCCGGCAGGCGUGGUUCAGUGCCUGGGCGCCUCACAGCUUUCGGCCGCGGCGCGGCCGCAGUCGGCAGAAGCGUCCCGCGGCGCAUCCGCCGGCCCGCGGUGGGCGCUGCGGCGGUGCGAGAAGUUCUCCACGGGGACGGGCUAUUGCGCCUUGAACCCCCAGAAACCCCGCGGCUUUGCGUAUCUCACUGACAACUGUGGCUUUCCCAGCAACUACAGCCCAGGAAGGAGAGUGAACGCAGAUGGGCAGGAGGAACGUAUCGUGGUGUCCCUGAAGCAGUCGCAAGAGUUCUUCCUCUGCCCCCGGAGAGUGCCGCUGGCGGUGCUGGCGGUGCCGAGGGCGGGGUCCGUGAGUGUGGCCAACUGGAUGGCGACGAUGGACGGGCUCGAUGCCUGGGCACAGGCGGCAGGCGACGUGAUGGCCGCCCCUGAGGAGGGUCUCCAGCUCUGGGCCUCCGAGCCGCUGUGUCUGCGCUGCUGCACGGGGGUGGGGCGGCUGCAAGUCAUCGUGAUGCGGUCGCCGUUCCAGCGGCUCCGGGCGCACUUCGAUCGUGCUCAGAUCUCGCGGGGCGGCGCCUGGCUGGACUUCCCAGGCUGGCUGGACUGGUCCUUGGACCAGCUGCGGCGCUCCGCCACACCCACCUGCGUCUACAGCGUGAAUCAUUCCAACUACGAGUGGUCCGUCUCUGAUGAGCACCACCUGCGGCCGGCCAGCGGCAUCCUCGCCAAGGCAGGCCUGGAGAUGAAGGACCUCGAGCCGCUCGCGCAAGUACCCAGCUGCCGGUCGCAGCUGGGCGAUGCUUCGCAUGAGGCGCGGCUGGCGCCGCUGCGGCGCACGCCGCUCCUGGCGGUGCUGCGGCUGGAGCGCUUGAGCUCCGACAUCGAGGUGAGUGACGUCGGUGGCCUUCAAAGAGACGGCGAAGAGGAACUUCAGCAGCUGGCUCGCGGGUCUCCACGUGAAAAGGUCCAGCAGCUGCUGUGUUGCAGGUUUGCGCAUUGCCAGCGGCUACCCCAAGUGCCUCGGGUACAUGUGACAAAGGAGACGCAGCGCGGCGUGGCGUGGCCUUCCAAGGCGGCGCGCGCGGCGGUGGCGGUCUAUGCGCAGGACCUGUGGCUGGGCAAGUACCCGCGGAAGCCUUCGGGCAAGCCGCAGGCCGGAUAUUCGGUGCUCGUAGCCCUGGCGCUUUCAGCUUUGGCUGUAGCAGGAACCAUGACUUGGCAAUGGAUGCCCCAGGGAUUUGUGCGCAGCAAGCUGUGGGUGAGAGUUGCCCCGCCUCGCUGCGAUGCCAUGGAUGCGGAGCAGGUCCCGGAGAGUAGCCAUUUCGCUCUGGAGGAGAGGGUGCUGCACCUGGAGGUGGAAUUGCAGAGGUCCCGGGAGGAGUUGGAGGCGUGUUCCGUUCUAGUCUUGUCCCUGGACAAUGUUGGCCCCAGCGCACCGGCCGUCAGCCCCAACACCUCCCCCUUCGCGCCGGAGGAGGCUUCGCGCUUGAAGGCGCGUGUGGAUGUGCUGGAGGAGGCCUGGGCGCUACGGAGCACCACCGUGGGCCAGCGCGCCGAGGAGUCUGUCGCGCGGGUGGAGGAAGAGGUGAAGAAGCUUUGGAGGGAGCUGCUGUCAAAGGAACGCGGCCCCAAGGACGUCCAGAGCGAGGCGCGCGCCAUCGAAGAGCUGAGGAGCCGCAUUGAGAAGACCCAAAGCCAGGUCGCAGAACUGCACUCGCUCAGACCAGAGGAUGUGGACGCCCUGAUGAAGAAGAUGAUCGACGAGGUGAGCCGCUCAGUGAAGCUUCUGGGCGACAGAUGCUCCAAGUUGGAGGGGGGCCUCGCCGCUGUAGAGGCCGCGGAGUCCAGCGGCCAGGCGGAGAAGCGACGCACCGAGCAGCUGGAGAAGAUGGUGGAGCUUCUUCUUCAGCAGAGGAGGCAAGACUUGCAGGAGGCCCAAGCCAACUUCCGGGAGAUCGAUGCCAGGUUCCACGACUGGGAUCAGAAGGAGCAGCUGGAGAAGAACUGGCGCCCAGAAGCGGAAGCCAUUCGCGCAGAGAUGCAGGAGAUGCGGUCCACACACCUCCCCUCGCUGUUUCAGCAGCACAUGAAGGCGAUGAAGGCGAUGCAGGAGGGCCUCACCGCGGUGCGGGCGGAGGUGAAGAAGCUGGGCGAGAUGGUGGAGGUCGCCCAGAAAUCCCAUACCCCACCAGACGAGGACGAGACCUACAAGCAGCGAGAGGUCCUGGCACUGAAGGCACAGGUGGGAGAUCUUCAGGAGCAGGUGACGCAGCUGGUGAUCCGCGGCCUCGAGGAGCGCUUCGCCACUCUCCGCGCAGACGUGGCCCGGGAGGUCACCGCCGCCGUGAGGGAGACGAAGGAGAAUUGGUCAGCUGCCUCCCGGCGCAUCUCUGCGCUGGAGGCUUGGCCUGCCUCCCAAGCGGAGCUCACGGCGGAGGUGCGCGGACUGUUGGCAGAGCACCGGGAGGACAGAGGCCGCUUGGAGAUCCUCGGUCGGCAAGCAGACAGUCUCGGGCGCCAGGUGGUCAGCCUGCGGCGAGAGCUGGCCUUGCCAGACAAGGCGCCCGAAAAAGAAGAGGGCCCGCCGGCCGAGAGCGGCGGCCUCUUCGGCCUCUUCUCCACCGAAGCGCCGGCGGCGGCGGCGGAGCGCACGCGCCGGGCCUCGGAGGCGGAGCGCCCGGCGGCGGUGAAGAGCGCGGUGAAGCUCACGGCCUCGAUGGCCAGCUCCCGGUCCCCGCGCAGCCGCAGGAAGAGCCCAGACCCAGAAGCUGAGGCUAGAUCCAGCACACCACGGCGAGGCUCGCAGACGAGCACUGCGCCUGGCUUUCCUGUGGUGAUCGGGCCCAAGUUGGAGUGGGCACUGUCGCCGAAAUCGCUGCAGGCCAGCAAGAACGGCACGGGUGCUCUGCUCACCGGUGAACUUGAGGUGGCGGGCAUCUUCUGCCGCCUGAAGUUCUUCCCCGACGGCAGCCCCUCGCGCCAGACCGUGGGCUCCUGCAGCCGGAGCCCUCGGCUUGUACCUGAUGUGUACGGUGCCCAACGUCAACGUGCGGUUCCGGCUUUUUGCCGGCACCAAGUACUCGCCGGUGCUGGAGGCGAACACUGCCAGGGGAGGCCGCGACCAAGGAAGGCACGACUUGUGCCUCCUGAAGGAUGUGCUAAACGAGGACGGCAGCGUGGUCGUGGGCGCUGAAAUCAUUGAGGUGCGAAGUGUCUGAGCGGACGAGCACAAGGGGCGCCUGAGCUCUGCGCCAGCGAGUUUCUUGGGACGUGCAACCGGCGGACUUCCAUCAGCCGCAAAAACUGAGAGGCCCACGCCCAAGAUUUCUUCAGACCGAGCUCCCGACCCAAAGGAAACUUGGAAGGAAGCC